AUGGCGAUGAUGAUGCUGUCGAUUUUCACUGUUAUCUCGACCUUGAUCGUACUGCAAACUGCGAGAGCCGCUGAAGGAGCGCCACGAGUUUGCAAUGCAGCUGUCAAGCACCUUCAUCUGGCUGUUGGCCAGAAUCCAUCACGAGAGAUGACGAUCAGCUUCGCAUCCACAUGGACUGACAUAGAUAGUGGCAAUGAUGUUGAAAAACCAGUUGGUGGAGUCUUUGUGGGGCUUUCUCCAGACGAUUUGAAAUUUAUCCCACAACAAGAGUUUCCUUUCCGCUAUCAUGUAUUGAUGGAGCACAAAACAAAGCCCAAUACAACGUACUGGUCCCCCUUUCAACACCACAUCACGAUCAAUGACCUAUCCCCGAAUACAAUGUAUUAUUAUGUGGCCGUAGUAGGCAAAUCGGGUGAAGAAAUAGAAUCGAUGGCUGGAGUCAAACGCAAGUAUUCAAAAACUCGGCAGGAAGAGAAAGACUCACUCUUCGGUAGAGAAUGGAAAAGAGGUGUUAACGGAACAGUCAGACGUAAUUUGACCCCUUCGCCGUACAAUGGGACCGCGAUGCCUUGUUUUGACAAUAGAAAUGUCCGUUCAUUUAAGACUGCGCCCGAACAACAUAUAGAUGAAGUGACAUUUGCCAUUGUCGGGGACCUUGGCCAGUUUCAGCACUCAAUUCAGACACUCAAGCACAUGACAAGUAACCGAGAUACAAUCGAUGCAGUGAUACUUGUUGGUGAUAUUAGUUACGCCAAUGGGCAUCAUGAAAACUGGGAUACCUUUUUUGAUUUUCUUGAUGAUUCAUUGAUCUUCCAUCAGAUUCCACUUCAAGUUGCAACUGGUAAUCACGACAUUGAAAAACAAGAAAACGGCAGCGAUAUCUUUCAAGCAUACGAAGCAAGGUUUAGAAUGCCCCGAGUCAAGCCAGCAAGGCUUGAAGCAUUUGAUGUUCCUGGAAAGCUCAAUCUAGAUGCACCACCAUACCCAUUACCAUACAAUUGGGGCAAUGCUUUCUACUCAUUUACAUAUGGCCCCGCUCUGCACGUUAUAUUGAGCGCAUAUUCGUCUAUGGAGCCCGGUUCAGAACAAUACCAUUGGCUAGAAGAGAAGCUUGAUGAUGUCGAUAGACAAACAACACCAUGGCUGCUAGUCUCUCUCCAUACACCCCUAUACAGCUCUUUUGCAGCGCAUAAACACGAUCCUCAAAUAUUUGCGGGUCGAGAGCAUCUGGAGCCACUCUUCGUAAAAUAUCAGGUUAACAUUGUGUUUACUGGCCACAUUCAUGCUUAUCAGCGCACAGCAAAUGUUGCCAUGGGUCGAGUUGAUACGAAGGGACCCAUUCAUAUCACAGUUGGUGCUGGGGGGCGUCAGUGUGAUGCCCCCUUUAAGAGCUUGGAGGUGGAGGAUUGGCUUCUUGCAAGAGAUGCAUCGUUCUAUGGCUACGGUCUUUUGUCAGUGCUCAAUCGGACACACGCGGAGUGGUCUUGGGUCCCCCUUUCCGCUUCAGACAAACAUGACUACAACUAUGUCAAAGACGAUAAGGAUACAAAGCUGCCACCGUUGAGAAAAGACUACGCACUGAUUAGCAAUCAAUUCUUUAUUCCAUAG
Messenger RNA from Cylindrotheca closterium, 1608 nucleotides. NCBI's taxonomy places the organism in Eukaryota, Bacillariophyta, Bacillariophyceae, Bacillariales, Bacillariaceae. The record is from the annotation of a GenBank genome assembly.